Dunckerocampus dactyliophorus (ringed pipefish) is the source of this 3795-nucleotide messenger RNA. It is a transcript of the gene thbs3a, whose product is annotated as thrombospondin 3a. Gene Ontology annotation, molecular function: calcium ion binding. Gene Ontology annotation, cellular component: extracellular region. Bases 1 to 3066 code for a protein of 1021 amino acids. Gene Ontology annotation, biological process: cell adhesion. The transcript has 23 exons. The record is from RefSeq and is a predicted model, not a curated record. Lineage: Eukaryota; Metazoa; Chordata; Actinopteri; Syngnathiformes; Syngnathidae.
AUGACGUCAUCAGCCGCCGUUUUCCUCCUUUCCCGAAAGUGUCAAAUCACAUCGGACGCCGUGACGUCACAUUUUCCGCACGCUGUCCUCGGUGUGCGCGCGCACGGAGCCACUGGAACUUUCUUGACUUUCUCGUCUUCCGCUGCUUCUUUGACAUCUUCUGCUUCUCUUCAGCCAGCAGACUGCGGGUCCGCGUCUGCUUCGGAGGGCGUGAUGCGGUCCCCCGCGGCCAUCACGUUUGUGCUGUCAAUCACGAUGCUUCGGGCAGCGGCGGAACUGCCGGACCAGCAAGUGAUUGAUGUGUUGAGUCUUCAAGACUCCAAGAAGAGCAUCGCUGCAGUGGAGAAACUGUCUGGUGGUCUGAGCGCGCUCAGUGACAUCUACGUGGCAUCCACGUUACGUCUGCCACCUAAGAUGGGAGGCGUUCUACUGGGUGUGUACAGCAAACAGGACAACAGGAAGUACCUAGAGCUCGCCGUCAUGGGGAAGAUCAACAAAGUGUUGCUUCGUUACACGCGAGCAGACGGGAAGGUCCACACAGUCAACUUGCAGAAUGCCAACCUGGCUGAUGGGCGGAGCCACUCCAUCAUCCUGCGGCUGGGAGGCCUUCAGCGGGACAGCAUGAUGGCAGAGCUCUACGUGGACUGCCGAUUGGCUGACUCGGUUCAGGGUGUGCCACAUCCCGUGCCCCUACCGCGGGACGCAGAGAUGGUGGAGAUGCGACACGGACAGAAGGCAUAUGCUCGCUUGCAGGGCGCAGUGGUGUCGUUACAAGUGGCUCUAGGGGGCAACGUCGCUAAAGCCGGUGCCCUGAUUGACUGUCCCUUUCAAGGUGACUCCUCCCACAACUUAGUGGGCGGGGACAUCCACGCCAUCCUGGCUGAUCAUGCCAAGGCUCUUAUUGGUCAGUUGGUCAUCUUCAAUCAAAUCCUUGGAGAACUACGACAGGACAUCAAGGAGCAGGUGAAGGAGAUGUCGCUGAUGAGGAACACCAUCUUGGAAUGUCAAGUUUGUGGCUUCCACGAGCCACGCUCACGCUGCUCCCCCAACCCAUGUCACAAGGGGGUGGCCUGCGCCGACAGCCCGCACUUUCCCGGAUACACCUGCGGACCCUGCCCCCCUGGUACCAGCGGCAACGGCACGCACUGUCGUGACGUGGACGAGUGUGAAGCGUACCCGUGUUUCUCUCCUGAUGCCUGUGUCAACACGGUGGGCGGCUUCAGCUGUCUUCCAUGUCCUGCUGGCCUGUGGGGGGCGUCACUGGCCGGCACUGGACUCGACUACGCGAAGACACACAAGCAGGAGUGUGUGGACAUGGAUGAGUGUGUGGAUAUGCCUGACGCCUGCACGCCAAACUCAGUGUGCACCAACACAGUGGGCUCAUUUAAGUGUGGGGGGUGUAAACCUGGUUUCCUUGGCAACCAGACGACGGGUUGCUUCCCCCGCAAUUCGUGUGCCACGUUGACCUUCAACCCCUGUGACACCAACGCCCACUGCAUCAUCGAGUGGAACGGAGACGUUUCCUGCAAGUGUAACGUGGGCUGGGCGGGGAAUGGAAACACGUGCGGUGUGGACACGGACAUCGAUGGUUAUCCCGACCGUUCGCUGCCCUGCAUGGACAACAACAAACACUGCAAACAGGACAAUUGCGUUUCCACGCCAAACUCGGGUCAGGAGGACGCUGACAACGAUGGGAUCGGCGAUCAAUGUGACGAGGACGCAGACGGGGACAGCAUAAAAAACGUGGAGGACAACUGCCGUUUGGUUCCCAACAAGGACCAGCAGAAUUCCGACAGCGACUCUUUCGGGGACGCGUGUGACAACUGUCCCAACGUGGCCAACAGCGAGCAGAAGGACACGGACGGGAACGCCCGAGGAGACGCGUGCGACCUCGACAUAGAUGGAGACGGAAUACCGAACGUCCUUGACAACUGUCCAAAGGUUCCCAAUCCCAUGCAGACGGACAGAGAUCGGGAUGGAGUCGGAGAUGCAUGUGACACCUGUCCAGAACUCAGCAACCCUACACAAACAGACAUCGAUAACGACUUAGUGGGAGACAUUUGUGACACAAACCAGGACACGGACGGAGACGGUCACCAAGACAACAGAGACAACUGUCCUGACAUUCCAAACAGUUCCCAGUUGGAUUCAGACAAUGAUGGCCUCGGCGAUGACUGCGACCAUGACGACGACAACGAUGGCGUCAUUGACGACCGUGACAACUGUCGUCUCAUUGUUAACCCAAACCAGAAAGAUUCUGAUGUAAAUGGUGUAGGGGACGUGUGUGAGGACGACUUUGACAACGACGCCGUCCUGGAUGUGAUUGACGCGUGUCCUGAGAGCGCUGAGGUGACGUUGACAGACUUCCGGGCUUAUCAAACUGUCAUCUUGGACCCAGAAGGCGACGCCCAAGUUGACCCCAACUGGGUGGUUCUGAAUCAGGGAAUGGAGAUUGUUCAGACCAUGAACAGUGACCCUGGUCUCGCCGUCGGCUACACAGCGUUCAACGGCGUGGACUUUGAGGGAACGUUCCACGUCAACACGGUGACGGACGAUGACUACGCCGGCUUCGUCUUUGCUUACCAGGACUCGUCUAGUUUCUAUGCUGUCAUGUGGAAGCAGACGGAGCAAGAAUAUUGGCAGUCCACGCCCUUCCACGCCCUCGCCCAAGCCGCCCUGCACCUCAAGGCAGUGAAGUCUCAGACCGGACCGGGUCAGUUCUUAAGGAACGCUCUGUGGCACACAGGGGACACAAGUGGCGAGGCCACGCUGCUUUGGAAGGAUCCGAGGAACGCUGGCUGGAAGGACAAGACGUCGUAUCGCUGGCACCUCAGCCACCGCCCCCAAGUGGGCUACAUCAGGGUUCGUCUCUUUGAGGGUGCCAACAUGGUGGCCGACUCUGGCGUGGUGAUUGACAGCACCAUGAGAGGCGGGAGACUGGGAGUCUUGUGCUUUUCCCAGGAGAACAUCAUCUGGUCCAACCUGCGCUACAGGUGUAACGACACGCUUCCUGAAGAUUUCCACACGCAUCGCAUGCAACAUGUCCUGAUGCACGUGCGCGUGUGAUGCCGGUGACAGGCACCAACAUUGGCGAGGUGAAGGCGGGGCCAUCCUGGACUGAUGUUAAUAAAACUUAAUGAUGGCAAAUCGUUGGCUGGAAAUCCGUGGAGUGUUCUUCAAGGAAUAAACUUCAUCUACAACAACAAAGAGAAGUAUUUUUCUGAAUCAAUAAUGGUAAAAAACAAAAACACUAUCAGGCUCGUCACCAAUAAAUUUGAUGGGUGAUGACUUGAAUUCUUCCAUGACAUUAUCACAGGGGUGGAGCCUAUUCUGGAUGUCCCACCCACUCUGAAGUACUGUUGCUGUCUAAAUAAAGUUGUUUUGAACAUGUGACGCACUAAACACUAUAUGCACUCCUGAACAAAAUUUUAAGAAUUUACAUUUUGCGCUGUUGGAGCUUCACAAUGCAAAAAACAAACUAUUAUUUUUUGGAGUCAACAAUUUCUGUGCUGAAAACACUAUUCAGCUGUGCAUAUGACAACUGAAAAUAUCUUAAUUUUGAAUUUGUUUGUGUUAUGGAAUGAUUUUAUGAAGUGGUUUUACCCUUUUGUUUUGACCCUCUGUAAAGCACUUUGAAUGACCUUGUAUACAAAUGGUGCUCUAUAAAUAAAGUUGCCUUGCCCUUGCCAAUGUAUUGCAAACAAGCAAACCAAAAAAAAAAAAACCUCCCUAAAAAAGAAAUACACUGCUUGAUGACACGAUGGAACUUGCUGCCUUUAGUAGCCAAAUUGUUUC